UACAAGGGCUUGGACAUCAUCACCAACAAGGUGUCUCCCGAGGAGCAGCGUCUGUGCAGGCACCACAUGAUCAGCUUUGUGGAUCCCCUCGUCUCUAACUACACAGUGGUGGACUUCAGAGACAAAGCCAUGGCUUUGAUUGAAGAUAUCUUUGCCCGAGACAAGAUCCCGAUUGUCGUGGGAGGAACCAACUACUACAUCGAGGCCUUGCUCUGGAAGGUCCUUGUCAGCACCAAGGAGAAGGGCAGUGCGGCCCCUGGGCCGGUUAUCGACAGGAAAGUGGAGCUGGAACAGAUGGACGGGGCUGAGCUCCAUCGCCGCCUGAGCCAGGUGGACCCUGAGAUGGCGGCCAAGCUGCACCCCCACGACAAGCGCAAAGUGGCCAGGAGCCUCCAAGUUUUUGAAGAGACAGGGAUCGCCCAUAGUGAAAUCUUGCACCGGCAGCAGGAGGAGGAAGGUGGGGGACCGUUAGGGGGGCCCCUGAAAUACCCACAUUCCUGCAUCUUGUGGCUUCAUGCAGACCAGGCAGCUCUGGACCAGCGGCUGGAGAAGCGAGUGGACGACAUGCUGGCUGCAGGACUGCUGGGGGAGCUGCGGGACUUUCACCGGCGCUACAAUCGGGAGAAGGUAGCUGAGAACCGCCAGGAUUACCAGCAUGGCAUCUUCCAGUCCAUCGGCUUCAAGGAGUUCCACGAGUACCUCAUCAGCGAGGGGAAUUGCUCACCGGACACCAGUGCCCUGCUGCUGCAAAAAGGGAUCCAGGCUCUGAAACAAGUAACCAAGAAAUAUGCCCGGAGGCAGAACAAAUGGGUCCGAAACCGCUUCCUGAGACGCCCUGGGCCCAACGUGCCCCCGGUGUAUGGCUUGGAGGUGUCUGAUCUCUUGAGGUGGGAGGAGGAUGUGGUGAAACCGGCUCUGGAGAUUGUGGAGAGCUUCAUCCAGGGACGAGAGCCCCCAGCAGAGCCCGUAAAGAUGGAGUACGAUGUAAAUGAGAACAAACGGAGUCGUCACGUCUGUGAGCUCUGUGACAGAGUCAUCAUCGGGGACCGGGAGUGGGCAGCUCACACACGAUCCAAAUCCCACCUGCACCAUUGGAAGAAGACACGAGAGCGGGCCCCCGCCAGCCGCGUUGCAGAGGCUGAGGGGGACAGCGGGGGUGCAGAGACCUCAGGAGAGGACAGCAGCUUGCCUUUUCCGUAGGCCUGCAAACCAGCUGGUGAAGGGAGCAGCAGCGCUUCCACCUGUGCGGCAAGGAACUGGCUAGUCCUGGGUGGCCUCGAAGCGAACGAGCCAAGUCGUUUGUUCAGGAUGAGGCAGGUGUGUAAGUGAUGGCCAAAGGCUGUCAGCUGAGACAGAUCCUCUUCAUGUGGCCUCAUCCUGCCGUGUUCCCAUGCUUCUCCAGCCCUGCCUGGAAAAUGGCUGGGCCCUGGGGCAAAGCUGUGGAGGGCGGCCUCCCAUGACAAGCAUUAAUCUCUGCCAGAGACGCAGCAUUAUCCUUGGAAUGGCUGAGUCUAUCCUGCUGGCAUGCGAACGUGUCGUUCUCAGAGACAGAAAUACCCUGCACUCCUCCAGCUUGGCCAGGAGUGCAGCUCAGGAGCUGAGUGAGUUUGUGCUGCCUUUAUUGUGGAGAGGGUUUUUUUUCCUUUUAUAUGGAAAUAAAGUUUUAAGAUUG
Struthio camelus australis is the source of this 1672-nucleotide messenger RNA. Lineage: Eukaryota; Metazoa; Chordata; Aves; Struthioniformes; Struthionidae. The record is from RefSeq and is a predicted model, not a curated record.